AUGGGGCGGCGAGCCAAGGACGUCGGCGCGCUCUCGCUCGGCCACAGCUGUGGCAUCGCCAUGGGCGCUGUCUUCGGCAUGUUCUGGAUGCGCGUCGUCCUUGCCUUCACGUACGUGGAGACCAUUUUCUUUAUGAUCCUGCCCGUCUCGGUCUCGAUCCUCGUCGUCGCCGAGCAGCGGUCGCUCGGCCCCAUCUUUGACAAGCUGCUCUUCAAGAUCCAGUCGACGGUCUACGUUGCCAUCGAGUCGUCGAGCAUGCCUCGCAAGACGCGGGCAACGUCGACGACCACCACGCUCACGGAAGGCUCCUUGGCGCAGCACGAGGCGUCGCCCGGCUCGUCGCCGGCUGCUUCGCCUGUCCACAAGCCUGCCAUGUAUCGAAAGAGCUCUGCUGCGUCCAACUCGUCCGAGCUCAUCUCAACCGCGCAGAGCAGCCUCUUUGCCGGCGUGGGCAUCGGUCUGCGCGACCACACACUGGGCUUCAACGCAGUGAGCGGCCAGUCCAAGCCCAUUUACCUCCAAGAAGUCAACUCGGGCUUCUUUGUGAAAUCCGUCGACGGCCGCCUCAAGCUCACGGCGCGCCCGGACGAUUCGUGCCUCUUCAUCUGGGUCCGCGGCAAGACGCACCACUGGGGCCUCCUCUCGCUCUCGACCCAGCGCUUCGUCGGCCAAAACGUCGUCUCCAUGGUCGUGGCCUCGGCCAAGAAGCUGCAAAACUGGGAGGCCUUUCGCGUGCUUCAAAACGCGGACGUCCCACCCAUGGCUCAAGACGAUGCGAUCUCGUGCCCGAUCCACUUGAUUCUGUGCUCGGCGCGCUUUGGCAAAGGCAUGUGGCUCUCCACGCGCAUGAAGGAAGGCGACCGCAUGCUCUCGCUCUCCAAGAACUAUUCGUCAGCGCUCUGCGUGCGGUACGCCUCGGACCUCGUUGCGUUCAAGAAGGACGGGGUCGCGAAUGGGCCUCGCCCGUCGCGGUCGUCGUCGUCGUCGUCGUCGCCGGCGCGCGAGUCGUUUGUCGCCGAAGCCCCGACGCUGCCAUGGCUCUCUGCGACGGCGUCAUUUUUCCAGUCGACGUCGUUUGCCACCAUCUUGACGCAAACGCUCGAAAAUGUGACCAUGUCGUCGCUGACCAACUUGUUUGUUGACGCGUACGAUGUCAUGCUGCCGGAUGCGUGCGGGAGCUGGUCGAGCCACCCAAGCCUCGGCAAUGUCCGGCUCGUGAGCUACCCGAUCUCGCCGGGGUCGGUCGACGAGUACCACGCGUGCAAGUUUGAGCACGACGAGCUCUCGUUCAAGAUCAAGGUCCAGUUGCACGGCCUUGCGCUCGGCGAUACGUUCUCGCUUGAAAUCGAGUACCUCCUCAAGAGUCUUGGCGACAAACGCGUGAGUUUGACGUGCCUUAAAGCCGUGCACUGGCGCAAGCCGACGCUCUUCCAGCGCCAUAUCGAGACGGCAUCCCGGGCCGCGGUCCUCGGCAGCGCCCAGCAGCUUGCGGCGCUUCUCGUCGCGCGGAACCACUCGUCCAAAGUGCUCUGGAACCUUCCGACGCUUCUCUACAGCCACGUGCAGCAGCAAUUUGAGCGCAACCAGGUCGAACACUUGAACGUGCUCGAGCCACUGAGUUUGCCCUGGAAAGCGUCGACGUCGUUCUUUGAAGGCGAAGAUGCGACCAAGACUGUCUAUGCUGUCAUGUGGCCACUCACGCCAACCACGUACUUCGAGUGGUUUGUCUCGGACGCCAGUGCCUUCUUCCGCAAAACCCACGACGAGAGCAAGCAUGUGAACGUCGACAUGAGCCCAUGGACGUACCACCCCACGCUUGGCCACGUCCGAAAGCAAACGUUUACGAUGCCGGUCGAAGGCUUGGCGGGCCACGCGACGACGACGGUGCGCGAGUACCAGUGGUACGAGAUGAACGAUGCACAGCUUCUCCGGUAUGGCUCCAAGAUCUACGUCGGCGACCUCCCGGACGGCCACGCCUUUUCGGUGGAAGUGCGCUACGACGUGCAGCUCGACGUGCCGACGCAGACGCAGUGCCGCGUCACAAGCUCCGUGGGCAUUGUCUGGACCCACAGCAGCAAGUUCCAAGCAGGCGUGGAUGCCGCUGUCGCAACCGCGGUCCCGGCGUCCAUGACCACACUCCUUGCGCGCAUCAAGGCCAACCAGCACCAAGUCGACGACGUCCGCGAGAUCCAGUGGCUUCCGUCUCAAGACGACCUUACGGCUGCGCUGGUCGAAGCCGUCGUGGCGGCCUUGGCGACCGAGUAG
Molecule: messenger RNA, 2265 nt
Organism: Saprolegnia parasitica CBS 223.65
Lineage: Eukaryota; Oomycota; Saprolegniomycetes; Saprolegniales; Saprolegniaceae
Exons: 9
Coding region: 1-2265 (754 amino acids)
Source: RefSeq, a predicted model, not a curated record